Piliocolobus tephrosceles (Ugandan red Colobus) is the source of this 2363-nucleotide messenger RNA. RefSeq names its product DnaJ heat shock protein family (Hsp40) member B1 (gene DNAJB1). Lineage: Eukaryota; Metazoa; Chordata; Mammalia; Primates; Cercopithecidae. The transcript has 3 exons. The coding region runs from base 212 to 1234 and encodes 340 amino acids. Gene Ontology annotation, molecular function: transcription corepressor activity; Hsp70 protein binding. The record is from RefSeq and is a predicted model, not a curated record. Gene Ontology annotation, biological process: negative regulation of transcription by RNA polymerase II. Gene Ontology annotation, cellular component: cytosol.
GUUGACGGCAAAGCCCCGCCCCGGAUGCGCGUGUCGCGGAAAGGGUGGCGGCGAUUGGCCGGCGCCGCAGGCGGGGGGGCGGGGCGGAAGGUUCUGGAGGGGGCUGGCGGGCUCUGGAAGCUUCCGCCGGACGGGUAUAUAGAGUCCAGGACCGGGCGGCGGCGGAGCCGGGGGACGGCGACAGCGGGUCGGCGGACCGCAGAGGGGGGUCAUGGGCAAAGACUACUAUCAGACGCUGGGCCUGGCCCGCGGCGCGUCGGACGAGGAGAUCAAGCGGGCCUACCGCCGCCAGGCGCUGCGCUACCACCCGGACAAGAACAAGGAGCCUGGCGCCGAGGAGAAGUUCAAGGAGAUCGCCGAGGCCUACGACGUGCUCAGCGACCCGCGCAAGCGCGAGAUCUUCGACCGCUACGGAGAGGAAGGCCUAAAGGGCAGUGGCCCCAGUGGCGGUAGCGGCAGUGGUGCCAAUGGUACCUCUUUCAGCUACACGUUCCAUGGAGACCCUCACGCCAUGUUUGCUGAGUUCUUCGGUGGCAGAAAUCCCUUUGACACCUUUUUUGGGCAGCGGAACGGAGAGGAAGGCAUGGACAUUGAUGACCCGUUCUCUGGCUUCCCUAUGGGCAUGGGUGGCUUCACCAACGUGAACUUUGGCCGCUCCCGCCCUUCCCAAGAGCCCACCCGAAAGAAGCAAGAUCCCCCAGUCACCCACGACCUUCGAGUCUCCCUUGAAGAGAUCUACAGCGGUUGUACCAAGAAGAUGAAAAUCUCCCACAAGCGGCUAAACCCCGACGGAAAGAGCAUUCGAAACGAAGACAAAAUCUUGACCAUCGAAGUGAAGAAGGGGUGGAAAGAAGGGACCAAAAUCACCUUCCCCAAGGAAGGAGACCAGACCUCCAACAACAUUCCAGCUGAUAUCGUCUUUGUUUUAAAGGACAAGCCACACAAUAUCUUUAAGAGAGAUGGCUCUGAUGUUAUUUAUCCUGCCAGGAUCAGCCUCCGGGAGGCUCUGUGUGGCUGCACAGUGAACGUCCCCACUCUGGACGGCAGGACCAUACCCGUCGUAUUCAAAGAUGUCAUCAGGCCUGGCAUGCGCCGAAAAGUUCCUGGAGAAGGCCUCCCCCUCCCCAAAACGCCCGAGAAACGUGGGGACCUCAUUAUUGAAUUUGAAGUGAUCUUCCCCGAAAGGAUUCCGCAGACAUCAAGAACCGUACUUGAGCAGGUCCUUCCAAUAUAGCUGCCAGAGCUCCCCACAGACUGACCAGGGACCUUUCCAGAGCUCAAGGAUUUCUGGACCUUUCUACCAGUUGUGGACCAUGAGAGGGUGGGAGGGCCCAGGGAGGACUUUCAUACUGCUGAAUGUUUUCCAGAGCAUAUAUUACAAUCUUUCAAAGUCGUACACUAGACUAAAGUGGUUUUUCGAGCGAUAGGGCAUCAGGUGGUGGGAACAGCAGGAAAAGGCAUUCCAGUCUGCCCCACUGGGUCCGGCAGCCCUCCCGGGAUGGGCCCACAUCCUCCUCCUCCAGUCCCUGUCCAGCGGUGAGAGGCAGACCAGCAGCUGGACUUGAUCCCUCUGUGUCCCUUUGCUUCUGACUGGUAGAUAAUGUCGACCUGCUGUCUUGGUUCCCAGACCCUGUACACUCCUCUGUUUUCUGUUGUGUGAUCAGUUCGUGAUUUAUUCUGUAUUUGUCUCCCAUGUCUUGCUCUUCCCCUGGAGAAUUCUGUCCUCUCUUUGGCCAUCUCAAAUUGAGAACCUAAACUAAUCCUGCAGAACUGCCCGGCUGGCGCCCACAAGCAAUACCUCUUGUUCCAGCAGGACCAAGGGAACCAGCCUCCAGCAAGUGACUCCAGCAAGUGCAGCCACCUCUGGCUGUAGUGAAGCUGAAUGUCCUCACUUUGUGGGUCACACUCUCCAUUUCUGUAAGGCAAUCUUGGCACACCUGGGGCUUACCAGUGGCCCAGGUAAUUUUUUGUUUCAUGGACUAUGGACUCUUUCAAAAGGAUCUGAUCCUUUUGAAUUUUGCACAGCCCUAGAUAUAAUCCCUUUUGAUAAAAGGGUCUUUGCUUCUGAUUACAGGAGCACUGUGGAACGUCUGUAAAUAUGUUAUUUUAUAAUUCCAUGUAUAGUUGGUGUACACUCAAAUAAAACCUGUCCCGGGCAGCCACUGCUCUCUGUAUAGGGCCAUAAUGAAAUUCUGAAGAAAUCUUGGGGAGGGAAGGGGAGUUGGAACAAAUGUCUGUUCGCUGGAGGCCAGUCUGGUGCUCAGACCUUUAGACUCAUUGUAAGUUGCCACUGCCAACAUGAGACCAAAGUGUGUGACUUGUCAAUGCAGCGCGACAGCAUUAAAGACUGAUGCUAAACCUCA